AGAAUAUAAAUGAUCUCAACGCAAGUUUCAAGUUUCCUCACAUUGUUUGAUUAGAUUAUUGUUUAAGAAUUUGAUCUUCAUUGUUUUCAAUAUAUCUAAUUUCGAUAGCUUGGUUAGUUUCCGAUGUCUUAUCAUGCUUAGCUAAGCGAAAUCUGGCGGUUUGUUUACUUCACUGAAGGUCUUCUAACUACACUUGCAAAACUGGGAAACCAUGGAUUUGUUUUUGUAUAUCGUCUAGCUGGACCUAGUUGAAUUUAAGAAAAAGGUUUUAUAAAAAUACAGAGGAAAAUAACACAGAUCAUGUUCCGUGCUACUCUUUUUUUGUUAAGAAGCCCCUACCAUCUGCCAUUUUUAAUCUGAUACAAUGUUUACAGCUCGGUCAAUUUAACAUUUCUGUCUUUUUUGUCGUCUGUGGCCAGUCAGUGUCGAUAAAGGAACAGAAUAUAGCAGCCCUUGAUAAGGUGUUGUCUCUCAAUUUUCAUGACAGUUUCGGGGAUGUUCGGGUGAGGGGUUUAAUUAAAAUCUUAAAACAUUUACCUGCAGUGGAAACUAAGUACAGAUGGAACAACGCAAUCCCUUCAUAAUUGUCAUUAGUCUGCGAUUAGAGAAAAAAAAUCGUGAAUAAUAAAAGGCAAACGAAAGGAAAACGAAAAGCUUCAGUCGGAAAAAAAAAAAAUAGGGAAAGUGUUAUUUUGAUGGCCGUUUAGUUGCUAAUUAUUCAGCCGAAUUUUAAUUUACCUUGGUUGAUGCUGAGGUGUGUGAUCGUCUAUAAUGAUGAAUUUAUUUUCAAUUAUUUCUAGAUGGAGCUAGCUAGGCAAAUGAAAGGCUGCAAAUUAAUUAAUCAUUACUCGCGCUGUUGUUCUGUUCUUUGAACAAGACAAACGUACUCGACUGAACACUGACAAGUUGACAACAAUCCGAUAUCGAACGUAAAGUCUUCAUUCACAGCAUUUCAAAUCUCGUCUUUUUGUUCCUGUCCUCGUUUAGGAUAGCUCCUCUAAACGUGUGACCAUUUGCUCCGCGCGGCUUUGUUCAGGCGACGUUAAAUUCCUCAUUCGUCGAAAGGCUCGAAAGAGUAUUUGACGCGUAUUUUGCGCCCCUAAUUUCAAGUCUCCUUAUUACAUGAGGAAUAAUUCAUUAAAAUAUCACUUGUGAUCCUAUUAGCUCUAAGCUAGAUACCAGCUGUGCAUACGAUAAGCAGGUGAAAUUUUCGUACCUCCCACAAUUCAAAUAGCAACAUGGAGUGUUUGCCCUAAAAUGGCAACCGAUUCGAAUCCACAUUGAAGCGUUGACAGCACGACCGUGCUAACUGGCUCACGCCAAAAUAUCCUUCACGGCUACAUCCUUAGGAAAAUUUCUUUGGCUUACCAGUGUGCGAUAUUCUGUGGGUUAAUUCAAUGUUCCCCUUGUUAAUUAGGCAAAUCAUUUUCCAGUCCCAAGCCUUUCACGCCCGAGCGCAAUUUGGCGUCGGUCCGCGGCAGCCGACCAAUCACAAGGCGGCAAGCGGAAAACAGCAGCUCUUAGAGGCCUUUGUAUUAUAUUAUGACCAGUUGAUUGAAUAGUUAUUUGAUUUACAAACUUCAGGAUGAGCAAAGAAUACACUUCAGAAUUCAUUGUAUAAUUCCAUUAGCAAAAAAUAAUAGGCAGACUUUAAAUAUCGCCAUAAUUUGAUAUUUGUAGUCAGUCAUUUGUCCGCGCACCUCAUCGCAUCAACAUCGAGCACCGUUUUAGCAAACUAAUCUGCGUCAACACCAAUACUGUGAACCGGUCAUUUACUUAUGAUCAUGGAAAGUAACUUACAAGGGCAUCCUCAUCCUACAUUUUUUCAGUCGCCGUUCUACGCAAUGGUUUCUCCCCGUGGACAGAACCUCUCUAACGCUGCCAAUUUGCCGUACGCCACGGCCGAUACUUGCUGCAGUGUUCCCAGCUACCUGCCGGCUGCCUAUCACCACUCCUUCGCUGGUCGACCGUACGAAGUGCCUUGUGUGUAUCACCCAGCCUCCUACGUAGAUCCUCAGCUACAACUUGCGGCUUUUCAAGGCCAGAGAUUCUUAGAUCAUUUACGCCCUCACAAGCCCCGAAGAAUGCGAGUUCGGACAAACUUCAGCCCGUGGCAACUAGAGCAGCUCGAACGCGCGUUUGAGACGACCCAUUAUCCUGAUGUUUUCAUGCGCGAGGCUCUUGCCCUGAGAUUAGACCUCACGGAAGCCAGAGUCCAGGUAUGGUUUCAGAACCGUCGAGCAAAAUGGCGGAAGAGGGAGAAAGCGAAAGAUGGUGAAGAUGGGCAGAAAGAUUCAGAUAACAACGAGGAAACGGAGGCGAAUGAAGAAAAGAGGGAAACGGACGGAGAAGAACGAGAAUUGAGCGGCGAUAUGGUAAUUAAAAGAGAAAAAGACAGCGUGGAACACGAAGGACAAGAUACAGGAAAUGGAGAGAAAUCGGAGGACGAAUAUCGUCAGGAAGAUACGCGAAAGCCAGUGAAGGAAGAAUUCCCAGCGCAGUGUGGGCGUUUUAAGGGAUGCGCGGGUCAUGCGUACAGCGACAAAGAACACAGUUCAAGAGAUUUCGAUUAUUUUGAGAAGAUAAGAACAUCAAGCAUCGCUGCUCUCCGACGAAGAGCAAAGGAACACGAAGUACUUCUCACGUCACAGAACUCUGUGAUUUGAGACUAAUGAGGAUCAUUAGAGAUCAUGAUCAGCGAUUCUUCGUUUGACACAUUGAACAACAUAGCAUAAAUGAACCAGUCUUUGACAGUGACUGAUCGUGUUGGCGAGUUCUGGGUACAUAACAAGUGUAAAUACUAGCUCCGUCAGUCGAUGCACAUUUUCCGGAUGUCAUCUCUAAAGAACACAUUUCAGUUUUAAAAUACAGUAAUGAUAGGUCACUGUGCCAAAUAUUGAUGAAUCAAGAUCUAAUGUCGCUCGUUUCUGCCAAAAGCGAAACAGUAGUAGCUGUCAGUGCGCUUUGUUUGAUGACAGAGUAACUAAACAAAUGUUAACUCAACUCAAUAACCUAAUCUGUAGUUGUCGACCAAAACACGUCGAAAAAAGAUGAACGCUCUCACGCCUCCGGGCUUUUAGUAAAAACUGAAGUUAGUGAAGUUUCCAGCCAGUUGUACAGUAACCGCUGUUUUUGGCCACUAAAUUUCAACACCGGUCAAGAUUUUCCGGUAAGAUCCCUAAAUCAGAGUUCAAGCAAGAUAUUAAAAUCAGAAAGUCUCGAUGUCAGAACGAACCGGUAGUACAGUAGGCAGAAAAAUAACUCUGCCGGUCAGGAGGGCCUUAUUUUGGGCAAAAGUCUUUAAUCUAGUCUGUACAAAGUAAUUAUCUCAAUUUUGAUUCAGAUACGUUUGGCAGAUCCUAAUUGAAUGUAACAAACAUUAGAUAGAUAUCUGGAGUUUAUAGUAUUGUUGUUAAAAUAUUACUUGAAACUCAGGUUGUAAAACUAUAAACAUUGAAUUAAAACUCUGUAAUAAUUCGGUCGUCUCGACCCAGUAUUGAAA
This is a messenger RNA of Orbicella faveolata, 3502 nucleotides long. RefSeq lists its product as uncharacterized. Gene Ontology annotation, biological process: regulation of transcription by RNA polymerase II. NCBI's taxonomy places the organism in Eukaryota, Metazoa, Cnidaria, Anthozoa, Scleractinia, Merulinidae. Gene Ontology annotation, molecular function: RNA polymerase II transcription regulatory region sequence-specific DNA binding; DNA-binding transcription factor activity, RNA polymerase II-specific. The record is from RefSeq and is a predicted model, not a curated record.